GGUACCCAGAACCUUCUGGCUCAGUCCGGCGCCGCCGCCGCCGUCGCUACCAUGGCCUCCUCCACCUCCGACAUCGAGGCCGCUCUCAGGAGGCUGGCGAAGGAGAAGGACCUGCUGGGAGGUAAAAACGCAAAAGGGGAAACCGUGCUUCACUUGGCCGCGAGCCAGGGCUGCGUGGGGAGCUGCCGGUUCCCGGUGGAGGAACUGGGCUUUAAUGUCAAUUGUGUGUCGAAUACUGGUGUGACACCAAUGCUCUUCGCCGCAUUUGAGGGGAAUGUCCAGGUUAUGAGGUACCUUCUCGACCAUGGCGGCGACCCUGCGAUGCCCGACGAGAAGGGCUCCACGCCUCUGCACUUGGCAGCAGAAGAAGGGCACUGUGAGGCCGUAAGGCUUUUGCUCUCCAAAGGAGUCCGUGUGGACCCUAUUGAUCACCGGGCGACGCCAUUGCACUUGGCUGCUGCAAAGGACCACGAUCAGGUUGUGAAGGUUCUGCUGGGGCUUGGCGCCGAUCCCAACAGAGUUGUUCAUCACGUCUUUUCACCACUCAUGAUGGCUGUCCGUGGCAAGGCCUUGAAAUGCAUGAAUCUACUCAUUGAGGCUGGUGCUGAUGUGAAUGCUCACGGUUACUCUGGACCAACUCCUUUAACGGAGGCUGUUGAUGACGGAUUAACCAACUUUGUCAAAGUCUUACUAGAGGCUGGAGCCGACCCUAACAUCCCUAACCAGCAUGGAGUAAUUCCUAUCGAGCUAGCAGCAGCUCGAGGUCGACGCAAACUUGUUGAAAUUCUCUUCCCUAGGACAAAACCAAUUCGAUCCCUGCUAGAUUGGAGUGUUGAUGGGAUAAUUAGACAUUUUAAUUCUCCAAAUAUCAACCCUCUUCAGGCCGCAGUUUCUGUGAAGGAAAGAAUUGCUGAUCUGAAGUCACAAGGGAAGGAAGCAUUUGGAAAGAAGGACUACAUUGCGGCAAUGUACUUUUAUGGCCUGGUCGUGGAGAUAGACCCAUUUGACGCCACCAUGUUUGCCAACCGGAGCCUCUGCUGGCUGCGAAAGGGUGAAGGGGAUAGAGCUUUGCAAGAUGCGCGGCACUGCAAAAUGAUGAAGCCCGGUUGGUCCAAGGCAUGGUACCGUGAAGGGGCAGCCCUCGGAUUCAUGAAGGACUACGAAGGAGCCGCCGCCGCGUUCCACAGAGCUCUGCAACUCGACCCCAAGAGCAACGAGAUCAAGGAAGCGCUGAGGGAGGCGGUGAAGUCUAUGGAGGAGAUGCAGCACGACUAAGCAACCGGGAUGUCUGUGUGUGUAUAGAAGCGAUCUCUGUAACGAUCGUGCUGUAUAUAUCCCUACUUUGGCUACUACCCUGCUAGUACCGAUAGUUCGGACUGCAGACUGCUCGUACGUUAGAUGAUGUUGCGAUGGACAGUUUCAAACUGUGCGCCAUGAGGGGUCUCAGAUUUUGGUAGGUUGCUGCGAUGACACCUCGCAUUUUGUGAUGGCAUGCAUGUUCAUGUAAAACUGUGACACUCCCAAUAUAAUGAAACUACAUCUGCCA
Molecule: messenger RNA, 1546 nt
Organism: Lolium perenne
Lineage: Eukaryota; Viridiplantae; Streptophyta; Magnoliopsida; Poales; Poaceae
Source: RefSeq, a predicted model, not a curated record